Helianthus annuus (common sunflower) is the source of this 671-nucleotide messenger RNA. RefSeq lists its product as uncharacterized. Gene Ontology annotation, molecular function: glutathione transferase activity. NCBI's taxonomy places the organism in Eukaryota, Viridiplantae, Streptophyta, Magnoliopsida, Asterales, Asteraceae. Gene Ontology annotation, cellular component: cytoplasm. The transcript is spliced from 6 exons. The record is from RefSeq and is a predicted model, not a curated record. The coding region runs from base 1 to 483 and encodes 160 amino acids.
AUGAGAUUCAGAACCAUCAAAGGUUCUACUGAAAUCAUAGCGGUUUCAUGGUCUGUUUAUUUUGUUAUAGAGGACAACCCACAUUCAGGUUUCAGUUUACAGAGGUAUAAAGUUGAUGAUUGUUGUAAACGGUCUGCUGAUUCUAAACAAUUGGAGAAAGAAUUUCAAACUGAGAAGUCUUUAUCUGAUGUGUGGAGAACUAUCUUAGAACUCCGGGAUUCUUUAGCUUCAAAGAAAGUCGAUAUGACCUUGCUGAUAGUUCAGCUAAGGCUUUAUGCUGCUUUAUAUCGACAAGUUCUGUGGGAUAAGAAACUAAAGACUAUUGUGAACAAUGAGAGUGAAGAGAUCAUUCGCAUGUUGAAUACCGAAUGCAAUGAAAUAGAAGAGAAUCCUUCCUUGGAAUCGCCGGAAUUCAACACAACGCCUUCUACAUGCACCGCGCUUUGUUGGUGGUGGAGGCGAACGGUGUCUUCAUGGUGUUAAAGGAAGACAACAUGUGAAAUUUGUUUACGAGUCCAUGUUUCUUUCCCUGAAACAAUGGAAUCUAUACAGAAGCAAAAGCGAUUAAGGAAAGGAAUAAAAUGGUGCUAUACCUGCCAUAUUAGAAUGAAGUAGGGUGAUGGAUGAGCGCACGAUAUCAUGGUGUGUUAUAAUGCGAGCUCUUGUCUCGU